UGAAAACCACUGUCAUCUCCUCUCUUCUUCUCUGGAAAUCUCUCUUUUAUUAUUACAACAUAUAUCAUCAAAGGUCUCACCUUUGUUAGAAUUUUUACGUUCCUUCUCUCUAUUUGAACACAGAGACUGUAAUAAUCCCAGUUUUGUAUUGAAAAAACCCAAAUCUUUUCAAUCGUUUACAUAGCAAAGUAGCAAACCAUGAAACUAUAAUCUUCAUCAUCGUCGUCGAAUCUGCCUGUAGGAUAAGGUUAGAGAAGACAAGCAAAGCGUAUAAAUAUAUAUACAUGGCGUUUCAUCAUAAUAAUCUUUCUGAUCAUCAAGAGCUUCCUCUCCGUCACUUUUCCGACCAACAUCAGCAACAGCAGGCGAGUCAACUGCCUGAAACUAAUGGCCCCAACUGGUUAAACUCCGCCCUUCUGCGUUCCCAGCAGACUGAAACGCCGCAGGCGCACUCUCAGUUUUCAUCCGAGCCGAGCUUUCUUAAUCUUCAUACUACUACAGCUGCCGCUUCUGACUCCACCACGGCUUCACAAGCUCCUAACCAGUGGCUCUCCCGUACAUCUUCUUCGCUUCUUCAUCGAAACCAUAGCGACGUCAUAGACGACGUUGGUGCCUCCGCGGAAGCGGCGAGGGGAGGCGUGGGGGAAUCCAUGAUCGCCAUGGAAUCGGGUGAUUUCAAGAACGGCGGCAACGAUAUCAUGAGCAGAGACAAGGGCGAAGGUACUGUUGUGGUGGAGAGCGGAUGGGGCGGUGGAGAUGGGGUCGUGAAUUGGCAGAAUGCAAGGUACAAGGCGGAGAUACUAGCCCACCCUUUGUGCGAGCAGCUCUUGUCUGCGCACGUGGCGUGCCUUAGGGUCGCCACUCCCGUGGAUCAGCUUCCGAGGAUCGACGCUCAGCUUGCUCAGUCGCAGCACGUAGUGGCUAAGUAUUCAACCCUCGGCGGUGGAGCCCACGGCCUGGUCGCCGAUGACAAAGAGCUCGAUCAGUUCCUGACACAUUAUGUUCUGUUGUUGUGUUCAUUCAAAGAACAAUUGCAGCAACAUGUUCGAGUUCAUGCAAUGGAAGCUGUUAUGGCUUGCUGGGAAAUUGAACAAUCCUUACAAAGCUUAACAGGUGUUUCUCCGGGCGAAGGCACAGGCGCGACGAUGUCUGAUGACGACGACGACCAAGUCGACAGUGAUGCCAACUUGUUUGAUGGAAGCAUGGAUGGUUCAGAUUCAAUGGGGUUCGGUCCUCUGAUCUUAACAGACAGUGAAAAGUCUUUGAUGGAACGAGUGAGACAUGAACUCAAACAUGAACUGAAGCAGGGAUACAAGGAGAAGAUUGUUGACAUAAGAGAGGAGAUUUUGCGGAAAAGAAGGGCCGGAAAACUGCCCGGCGACACGACGUCGGUUUUGAAAGCUUGGUGGCAAUCACAUUCCAAAUGGCCAUACCCUACUGAGGAAGAUAAGGCGAGAUUGGUUCAGGAAACUGGUCUGCAAUUGAAGCAGAUAAACAAUUGGUUCAUCAACCAGAGGAAGAGGAACUGGAACAGCAAUCCGUCCACUUCCAGCGUCUCGAAGAGCAAACGUAAAAAAAGUAAUGCAGGUGAAAACAAUGGCGACAGGUUCAUGUAAAUGGAGGGUUAAAGGGCCAAGCACAGAGGAGGAAGGGAGUUGUUUCUUGUUGGCCAAGCAAUGCAAAUGCUAUAUGUUGUCGAGAAUUUAAGAGGAGUUGUAUUUACAGUAACUUCAUUGGAUGAAUCCAUUUUACGGAUUAUGAUUUUUGUUAUAAUUGUGUGGCAAAAAGAGUGAACAAGGCAUGCUUGUAAGAACAAGCAAUGGAAA
Molecule: messenger RNA, 1826 nt
Organism: Hibiscus syriacus
Lineage: Eukaryota; Viridiplantae; Streptophyta; Magnoliopsida; Malvales; Malvaceae
Product: homeobox protein knotted-1-like 3
Exons: 6
Coding region: 285-1616 (443 amino acids)
Biological process (GO): regulation of DNA-templated transcription
Cellular component (GO): nucleus
Molecular function (GO): DNA binding
Source: RefSeq, a predicted model, not a curated record